Molecule: messenger RNA, 438 nt
Organism: Insectozyma verbasci
Lineage: Eukaryota; Fungi; Ascomycota; Pichiomycetes; Serinales; Debaryomycetaceae
Source: the annotation of a GenBank genome assembly
AUGGGUAUUCAUUUUUUAUUAGUUUUAAAUAGACAAGGUAAAUCUAGAUUAGUCAAAUGGUUUGAUAAUUCAUAUACAAAUCAACAAAAAAGUCAAUAUAUAAGUGAAAUACAUCGAUUAAUUUCAUCAAGAGAUUCAAAAAAUCAAUCAAAUUUUAUUGAAUUUCAAUCGAAUAAAUUAGUAUAUAGAAGAUAUGCUGGUUUAUAUUUUAUAUCAUCAAUUGAUUUAAUUGAUUCAGAAUUAAGUUAUCUUGAAAGUCUACAUUUUUUUGUCGAGAUUCUUGAUAUUUAUUUUAACAAUGUUUGUGAAGUUGAUCUCGUGUUAAAUUUUUAUAAAUUAUAUUAUAUAUUGGAUGAAUUAUACCUUGGUGGAGAAAUACAAGAAAUACUGAAGAAGAAAAUAUUAGAUAGAUUGGAAUAUUUGGAUAGUUUAAAUUAA